This is a messenger RNA of Arvicola amphibius (Eurasian water vole), 3570 nucleotides long. RefSeq names its product cleavage stimulation factor subunit 2 tau variant (gene Cstf2t). The transcript has a single exon. Gene Ontology annotation, cellular component: mRNA cleavage and polyadenylation specificity factor complex. Gene Ontology annotation, biological process: mRNA 3'-end processing. NCBI's taxonomy places the organism in Eukaryota, Metazoa, Chordata, Mammalia, Rodentia, Cricetidae. Bases 69 to 1979 code for a protein of 636 amino acids. The record is from RefSeq and is a predicted model, not a curated record. Gene Ontology annotation, molecular function: mRNA binding.
GGAAGUGUGGUUCGCCAAAGGACGACUCUUGGACGAAUUUGGCCUCCGCUGCAUGCUCGGCCGGAAUCAUGUCGAGUUUGGCGGUGAGAGACCCAGCCAUGGAUCGCUCACUGCGUUCGGUGUUCGUGGGGAACAUUCCGUACGAGGCGACGGAGGAGCAGCUGAAGGACAUUUUCUCGGAGGUUGGUUCAGUUGUCAGUUUCCGUCUCGUGUACGAUAGAGAGACAGGAAAGCCCAAGGGGUAUGGCUUCUGCGAGUACCAAGACCAGGAGACUGCGCUUAGUGCCAUGCGCAACCUCAACGGACGAGAAUUUAGUGGGCGGGCGCUUCGGGUGGACAACGCUGCCAGCGAAAAGAACAAGGAGGAGUUAAAGAGCCUGGGCCCGGCAGCGCCCAUCAUUGACUCUCCCUACGGGGACCCUAUUGAUCCAGAAGACGCUCCAGAAUCGAUUACUAGAGCAGUCGCCAGCCUGCCCCCCGAGCAGAUGUUCGAGCUGAUGAAGCAGAUGAAGUUGUGCGUCCAGAACAGUCACCAGGAAGCUCGAAACAUGCUGCUUCAGAACCCACAGCUGGCGUACGCUCUGCUGCAGGCCCAGGUGGUGAUGCGAAUCAUGGAUCCAGAGAUCGCACUGAAAAUCUUGCAUCGUAAGAUACACGUCACCCCACUGAUCCCAGGCAAAUCUCAGCCUGGUCCUGGGCCUGUCCCUGGUGGUCCAGGCCCUGGCGGUCCCGGCCCUGGUCCCGGCCCCGGCCCCGGCCCCGGUCCUGCCACUGCCCCUGGGCUCUGCCCGGGACCUAAUGUGAUGCUGAACCAACAGAAUCCUCCAGCCCCUCAGCCUCAGCAUUUACCAAGAAGACCGGUGAAGGACAUUCCUCCUCUGAUGCAGACUUCAAUACAGGGAGGAAUUCCAGCUCCGGGGCCAAUACCAGCCGCGGUUUCUGGACCUGGACCUGGGUCCUUAACUCCAGGAGGAGCAAUGCAGCCACAAGUGGGCAUGCCAGUGGUUGGUCCCGUGCCCUUAGAGCGAGGACAGAUGCAGAUGUCAGAUCCGAGACCUCCGAUACCUCGUGGACCUAUGCCUUCUGCUGGCAUACCUCCUCGAGGACUGCUGGGAGAUGCUCCAAAUGACCCACGCGGAGGGACUUUGCUGUCAGUUACUGGAGAAGUGGUAGAACCCAGAGGUUAUAUGGGUCCACCCCACCAGGGGCCCCCCAUGCACCAUGGCCAUGACAGCCGUGGCCCUUCCUCGCAUGAUAUGAGAGGAGGACCAUUAGCAGCAGAUCCUAGAAUGCUCAUCGGAGAGCCCAGAGGUCCCAUGAUAGAUCAAAGAGGUCUACCGAUGGAUGGUAGAGGGGCCAGAGAGGCUCGAGGGAUGGAGACGCGGCCCAUGGACACUGAGGUCCUGGAACCACGAGGAAUGGAGAGAAGAAUGGAGACCUGCGCGAUGGAAACCAGAGGCAUGGAAGCAAGAGGACUAGAGAUGAGGGGCCCUGGCCCCAGUUCCAGAGGCCCGAUGACUGGUGGAAUCCAGGGGCCUGGCCCUAUUAGUAUGGGGGCAGGUGGCCCUCAGGGACCUAGACAGGUUCCAAACAUUGCCGGAGUGGGAAAUCCUGGAGGUGGUAUGCAGGGAGCGGGCAUACAAGGAGCAGGGAUGCAGGGAGCAGGCAUGCAAGGAGGAGGAAUGCAGGCAGCAGGCAUGCAAGGAGGAGGAAUGCAGGCAGCAGGCAUGCAAGGAGGGAUGCAGGGAGCUGGCAUGCAAGGAGGAGGGAUGCAGGGAGCGAGUAAGCAAGGCGGAGGCCAGCCUAGCAGUUUUAGCCCUGGGCAAAGCCAGGUGACGCCACAAGAUCAAGAAAAAGCAGCUUUGAUCAUGCAGGUUCUUCAGCUGACUGCAGACCAGAUUGCCAUGCUGCCUCCCGAGCAAAGGCAGAGUAUCUUGAUCUUAAAGGAGCAAAUCCAGAAGUCCACUGGUGCUUCCUGAAAGGUUUCUGAUUAGGAAGUACUUAGUUAUUCCUUCAGUGUUUAUUAUGUGGCCUGAAAGGGUUGCAGAAUGCUAUCUUUUGUGUUGCCAUACUGUGAUAGGAGGUUUCCCUCUCCCUGGACCUUAGUCAUAGUUCUAGUCUUUGCACUUCCUGUUUUCCUUUUGAUUGAGGGUGGGGGUGGAGGGAGUGGGCCUGUUCAUUCCACUAGGAACCUGGGAAGGACAUCACACCAGAUAAGGUGAUGCAGGAAGGUGCAGUAAUAGUAAGGUGUCUGCACUCUGGGCUACAUUUUAGAAAUACUGAAUAAGCUGAGAACUACAUAAACACUGAAAGUGGCCUGUUACAAUAUUGAUGCACUAAGACAGUUUAAAGAUGUGUGGUUGUAUAUUGAACUUAAUGUCAAAAUGUGAAGAUACACUUUGGUAAACCAAAAUACUACUUCUGUUUUGAAGGCAGUAGAGUACGGUGUUAAGAUCAACGUUUUAGUUAUUUUGAUUUAUUUUGAAAUGUUAGAGGUAACAGUCUGUGGUAAAAUUUGUGACAAGGGAACUGUUUUCUAAAAGCUCUGUUACCAGAAAAAUCAAGAUGCUUCAUUUUUCUGGCUCUUCCGCAACUGUUAAUAUCCUUGCCUGGUCCCAGUUGUAGUGAUUUUGCAGGAUAGUUGUAGUGUCAGCUGAGUUUAAGUCUCCCGAUGAGACUCAAGUAAUUGCUUAAUGCAUAUCUCAAAAAAAUUAAGUUCCAAGUCUGGUUGAAUAAUUCUGUGACAUUAUCUCAAGAAUCAGUCAGAUACGGAGUGAACUUUCUUGAAUAGUUGUUUUAUUCAGUAAGUCUCCCAAGUUCUCGAUAAGCCACUUUCCAUACAUAGAUGCAAUCCAUUUGGGUGGCAGGAAGUUAGAAAUGUUUGGCUUGACAUUUUGACUUAUCUUACAGUCUGAUGGCUUUCGUAAACUAUGUUGCUGUCAUCAUCUUACUAGAACUGAGGCCCACGUGCAUGACAACUCUGCUCAGUUAACUUAGUGUUUUAAUUCUUACAUAAAAACCACUUGGUCAUAUACAUUCGUACAAGAUAGAUUUUAAAAUAAGGAAUGUAGAGUUUAUAUUUCCUUUAGAGCUACAAUCUUUUUAGCUUUGAGCAUGUGGCACCUAGACAUUGUGUCAUAGUUCUUGAAAGAAGCACAAGCUCCCACAUGACCAAGUGACCUUCCUCUGUAGGUUAAUAAACACCCAUCCUCAGGAACAGUAGCCUUAGGGAGAGAGCUAACGCGAGGGGUUUUCCCCUUGCAAAGGUUCUUGCAUUUUAAGUGUACAAAGUUUUCAUCCCUAGGCUGUUUUCCUACAGUUUAGUUGUUUUGUGCUAGUGUUAAGCUUCCUGUGUUUCCUCUGUCUCCCCUGUGCUGGAGUGGAUUAGUGUUUGUAUCUUUGUGCUAGUUCUGGCUGAUUGCAAUUGCUUGUUUCUUUUGAAAUUAUAGUUCUGCCCCCCCCCCCCAAAAUUAUAGUUCCUAGCCCCAAACUUCUCACUGACUAAUCUUUGUUAUAAGAAAAUCUCUGCACUGUUUAAUGAAGCAUAAAUAAAAAUGUAUAAUUAAGGUA